GCCGCGCUCGCAGCCCUGCGACACUCUUUGCGCGUGGGUUUGUACUUACUAACCCUAAAGGUUUCUGUCAUUCUGCCGUUUGUGCGCUUUUCUUCACACACCGUUCCUGUCAUUCCCCAGGACCUUGUCGACAACGCCUCGCCGCCAUGUCCGACUCAGGGUCCGACUUCGACGAGGGCGCAAGCUCUGACUUCAGGCCGCCUCAAAAAGUAGCAAAGGCAGCACCCAAGGCCAAAUCCGCACCGAAGAAGGCAGCAGCCGCCCCUAAGCCACGAGCGAAACCUGCAAGUACAACAGCAGCGAAAACAAAAGCGAAGGCAGCGCCAAAGAAGAAGGCCAAGGAUUUCUCAGACAAUGAGAACUCGGACGUCGAUAUGGAAGGCGCGAUAGACGAUGACGACGAUGACGAGUCAUUAUUAAAAGACACACCUCCAAAAGCGAAGAAGGCGGCAGCGCCCAAGAAGAGCAGCGGCAAGCCGCUCGCAGAUAUCGCGAACGAGAGCUUUGGUAUGGAUGGCGCUGAUGAGGCACCACCAUCUGCCAAGGGAAAGAAGGCUGCUGGCGGCGCAACUAGCAAGUACCAGAUGCUUUCGCAUCUGGAGCACAUCAUGAAGCGCCCGGACACAUAUAUCGGCUCCGUCGAGCGCACUACAGACAAGAUGUGGGUGUACAACUCGACGACUGAGAGCAUGGAGUUUCGCGACGUUUCCUACGUGCCUGGUCUUUACAAGAUAUUCGACGAGAUUUUGGUCAACGCUGCGGACAACAAGCAGAACGACAAGAACAUGAGUGAAAUCCGCGUUACUGUCGACCGAGAGACGGGCGAAGUCUCGAUCAAGAACGAUGGCAAAGGUAUUCCUGUUGAAAUUCACCAGCAACACGGCAUUUACGUCCCAGAGAUGAUCUUCGGUCAUCUCCUCACAUCCUCGAACUACGACGACGAUCAGCAGAAGGUCACCGGUGGUCGCAACGGUUACGGAGCCAAGCUCUGCAACGUCUUCUCUCGCGAAUUCACAAUCGAGACCGUCGACUCGAAACAGAAGAAGAAGUACAAGCAGACAUGGACAGAAAACAUGAGUAAGAUGGGCAAGGCCAAAAUCACAGACAUCAAGUCCGACGACUACACCAAAAUUACAUGGCGAGCCGAUUACAGCAAGUUCGGCAUGGACGGGAUCGACGAUGAUUUCGAGGCGCUGAUCAAGAGGAGGACACACGACAUGGCUGGCACACUUCGUGGAGUUAAGGUCUACCUCAAUGGCGACCGCGUAAAAGUCACCAGCUUUGCCAAGUACAUGGAGAUGUACACCAAGUCCAUCUCCAGGGAACAGGGCAAGUCUGAAGAUGGCGAGGAUCGCAAGGAAGUCAUCAUCACAGAUAAGCAUGAUCGUUGGGACAUCGGUUUUGCUGUCUCAGAUGGAUCUUUCAACCAGGUGUCGUUCGUCAACUCGAUCGCUACGACCUCUGGCGGUACUCACGUCAACUACAUUGCGGAUCAGAUCAUCGACAAGCUUAUGGCGAUCGUCAACAAGAAGAACAAGGCGGCUGUCAAGCUCAAGCCUGCACAGAUCAAGAACCACCUAUUUCUGUUCGUCAACUGUUCCAUCGUCAACCCAGCUUUCACAUCUCAGACUAAGGAGCAGUUGACUACAAAGGCAAGUCAAUUCGGCAGCAAGCCAGUGCUUAGCGAUAAGUUCCUCAAGGCGAUCGAGAAGACCGAAGUCAUCCAGAACAUCAUGCACUUUGCCCAACAGAAGGCAGACCAAUUGAUGAAGAAGACCGACGGCAACAAGCGCAAUCGUAUCAGUAACGCCAAGCUCACCGAUGCCAACAAGGCUGGAACGAGGGAUGGCCACUUGUGCACACUGAUCCUCACGGAAGGAGAGUCUGCCAGUGUACUGGCUUUGGCUGGCCGCGCUGUUGUCAACCAGGAUCUGUUUGGUGUCUUUCCGCUUCGCGGUAAGCUGCUCAACGUCCGAGAUGCUUCAAUGGAUCAGAUCAUGAAGAAUGCCGAGAUUCAGAACAUCAAGAAGUUUUUAGGUCUUCAGCACAAGAAGGAGUACACCAUGGCUGACAUGAAGAGCCUGCGAUAUGGGCAUCUGAUGAUCAUGACGGAUCAGGACCACGACGGUAGCCAUAUCAAGGGUCUGCUCAUCAACUUCCUUCAGUGCCAGUUCCCUAGCUUGCUGAAGCUUCCUGGCUUCUUGCUCGAGUUCAUCACUCCUAUCGUCAAGGUGUGGAAGGGAGAUCCAAAAAACCCCAGGAGUCUGAAGAGCUUCUUCUCCAUGCCUGAAUAUGAGGAGUGGAAGGAGCAACACAAGAACGAGAAAGGUUGGGAUCAUAAGUACUACAAGGGAUUGGGUACCAGCGACAUCAAGGAUGCCCAAGUCUACUUCAAGGACCUUGAUACCCACAUGAAGCGUUUUCACACCAUGCGCGCCGAGGAGGAGAAGCUCAUUGAAUUGGCUUUCUCGAAAAAGAAAGCUGAUGCUCGUAAGGAGUGGUUGCGCGACUUUGUCCCGGGCAACCACUUGGAUCUCACCACUAACGAGAUUACCUACGAUGACUUCGUCAACAAGGAGCUCAUUCUCUUCUCCAUGGCCGAUAACUUGCGUUCCAUCCCGUCAGUCAUUGACGGCUUCAAACCUGGUCAGCGAAAGGUUCUCUACACCUGUCUCAGACGCAACAUUCGCAAGGAUGUCAAGGUCGUCGAACUGGCUGGUUCCGUCUCUGGUUCCACUGACUACGCCCACGGUGAAACCUCGAUGCAGGGCACCAUUGUUGGUAUGGCACAGAACUUUGUUGGCUCCAACAACAUCAACGUCUUGGAGCCAAGUGGCAACUUUGGUUCUCGUCUGCAAGGUGGUGGCGAUGCUGCCAGCGCUCGUUACAUCUACACUCGUUUGUCACCUUUUGCACGCAAGAUCUUCCAUGCUCAAGAUGAUGCUCUUUUGAAGUAUGGAGAAUCCGAUGGUCACAAGAUCGAGCCUGAGAUGUACAUUCCAGUCUUGCCUAUGAUUCUCGUCAACGGAUCGAGCGGUAUCGGUACUGGUUGGAGUUCCGAAAUCCCCAACUUCAACCCUCUGCACAUCGUCGACAACAUCAGACUCCGCAUGGCAGACGGCGGGUCGAAGGAAGACAUGAAACCUAUGGUCCCUUGGUACAAGGGCUUCACUGGAACGACUGACGACCUCGGUGGUGACAAGUUCCGCUUUACAGGCACGGUUCGUCAAGUCGGCAACGACAUCGAGGUCACCGAGCUCCCUGUCCGCUACUGGACACAAGACUUCAAGGAGAAGCUCGAAGACAUCAUCAAGGCUGAAAAGACUCCAUCCAUCAUCAAAGAUUACAUCGACUACAACACUCCCGACAAGGUUCACGUUAUCAUCAAGAUGGAGGAGAAGCACAUGGCUAACGCUUUGCUGAAGGGUCUUGAGGAGACCUUCAAGCUCUACAAACAGCAGUCUUGCUCCAACUUGGUUGCUUUCGAUGCUCAGGGCCGCAUCCACAAGUACGCUACUCCGCUGGACAUCAUCGAAGAGUUUUACCACGUUCGUCUGCGAUACUACGAGAAGCGUAAAGCUCAUCAGCUUGAUGUCUUGCAGAAGGAGCUCACCAAGAUGAGCAACCAGGCCAAGUUUAUCAAAAUGAUCAUCGACGGCAAGCUUAUUGUUUCGAAGAAGAAGAAAGCUGUCCUUGUUCAGGAGCUGAAGAAGCUCGGCUUCACACCCUUUCCUAAGGUUGACGAUGCCAAGAAGAACGGCGAAGUCGAGGAUGCUCAGGAGGACGAAGAAGAGUCUGAGGAUGGCGAUGCUGCCGUCAACGCCAACGACUACGACUAUCUGUUAGGCAUGGCCAUUUGGUCCCUGACCCAGGAGCGCGUCGAGAAGCUCAUGAAGCAGAUCGGCGAUAAAGAGGACGAGAUCGAUGCACUUAUCAAGCUCAUGCCGAAGGAUCUCUGGAACAUCGAUCUUGAGGCUUUUGUCGAAGAGUGGGACUUACAGCUCGUCGAAGAGGCUGAGCGUGCAAAGAAGAUCCAGCGCAUGGGUCGCCGCGCCUCUCAUAAGCUUGGCAUCGGUGCGUCCAAGGGCGGCAAGGCCAAAAAAAAGAGGAAGAUGGGUGACAGUGACUCGGACGACGACUCUGGCUCUGACUUUGGUCCUUCUAAGAAGAAGACCAAGCCGAAGAAGGACGGCCUACUCAGCUACCUGCGCGAGGCAGAUGCACCAUCGAAGGAGCCAUCUCCCGCACUCCCCGCAAAGUCGACAUUCGGUUCGAAAGCCCCACAGAAGUCGAUGCAAACUAAUCUGCUUUCGCAUCUUAAGACUGAUGUCAAAAAGGAAUCGCCUCCCCAGACCGACGGGCCAUCAAGUCCCGCUGAGCCAGAUCCUGCACCGCCCUCGAAACCUGUCGCUAAACCCAGCGGUCGCUCUACUGCGGCGAAGAAGCCCACUCCUGUUAUCUCUGACGAUGACGAUGAGUCUGAUGUCUUCGCUGUUGUUGGCAAGGAGGAAUCUAGAAAGCCCGCACUUGCGCCCAAGACCAAUGGCCGGGCUCCUCGCGCUGCAGCGGCGAAACCAGUCUCGAAGUACAGUGUGGACACCGACUCUGAUGGCGAUGAUGACCUCGGCGAUGUUAGCACCAUGGUCAAGUCCAUUGGUGGCACAACCAACGGUGUUCCCCUAUUCAAGACCUCCACACGCCCCGGUAGCAGCUCAGGCAUGCCCAAGGUCGCCAAGAAAGCCAGUCCUUCCGUUAUUGACAUCGACGAGGGUGACACAACCAACUACGAAGCACUGAUGCCUGUCGCGUCGCCUAGAAAGCCCGCGCCACGCAACGUGAACGACACGAUGCUGUCAGAUUCGGAAGACGACUUCAGCCUUGUCAAGUCUAAGCCUGCGGCGUCUAAGCUCACCAAAGCCACCGCUAAAGCCAAGUCUGCACCGAAGGCAAAGGCUCUUACAGCUGCUGUCACUAAAAAGAGCAUUGCUCUGAGCCCAGCAGCAAAGGCCUACGCCAAGCGACUGGAUAAGCUGGACAGCUCUGCCGGUGCACCGAAGCCAAAGGCUGCGCCUGCGAAGAAGCCCGCAGUCAUCGAGUCGGAUGAGGAGAUGGAAGAUGCUGAUACCUUGGCCAACGAGAUCUUAUCUGACGACGAUGACGAGCCAACACCCAAACCCAAGGCUACGAGCCGCGCUCCCGCUGCUCGUCCCGGACGAAGGGCCGCUGCUAAGCCGGCGAAGUAUGUGGUCAGUGAUGACGACGAUGAAGAUGAGGCAAGCGAGGCAAGCUUUGACGAUGACAGCGAGUAGACGUUGAACAUACGGACAUUGGGAGGUGCACAGGAUGCUGGUGCUUGAGCGGAGUACCCGGUGGCGUUUUGACUAUGAUGGCUCUCCAUCACUUCCCUUACUUUCAGUCAUGUGUAUAAUGGACGUUCCAAUGGAACAAGCGGCGUUGAAAUUUUCUUUCAAGCAGUAUAUUUACGUCUAUAUCUCACAUCGAGAUGCAA
This is a messenger RNA of Didymella exigua CBS 183.55, 5509 nucleotides long. Its product is annotated as type II DNA topoisomerase. The record is from RefSeq and is a predicted model, not a curated record. The transcript has 4 exons. NCBI's taxonomy places the organism in Eukaryota, Fungi, Ascomycota, Dothideomycetes, Pleosporales, Didymellaceae. The coding region runs from base 147 to 5309 and encodes 1720 amino acids. Gene Ontology annotation, molecular function: DNA binding; ATP binding; DNA topoisomerase type II (double strand cut, ATP-hydrolyzing) activity. Gene Ontology annotation, cellular component: nucleus. Gene Ontology annotation, biological process: DNA topological change; resolution of meiotic recombination intermediates; sister chromatid segregation.